AUGGCGGACCGAUAUUCCUUCUCGCUCACGACCUUUUCGCCCAGCGGCAAACUUGUUCAGAUAGAAUAUGCUCUCAAUGCAGUCAACCAGGGUGUCACCUCAUUAGGCAUAAAAGCAACAAAUGGCAUCGUUCUUGCAACAGAAAAGAAAUCCUCGUCUCCCCUGAUCGACCCUCCUUCAUUGUCAAAAGUGUCCCUCAUCACACCCAAUAUUGGCAUGGUCUACAGCGGGAUGGGUCCCGAUUAUCGAGUCCUUGUCGACAAAGCCCGAAAGGUGUCACAUACGAACUACAAGCGCAUCUACAAUGAGUACCCGCCCACCCGAAUAUUGGUCCAAGAUGUGGCGAGGGUAAUGCAGGAGGCGACGCAGUCGGGCGGUGUGCGACCAUAUGGUGUGAGCUUGCUGAUAGCUGGUUGGGACGAUGGCAUUGAACCGGAAACGACCGAAGCCAAAGAGGGCGAAACUGACGCCGAAGCAACACUGGCCAGCAGAAAGCCCGGAGGCAUUCUCAAGGGCGGGCCAAGCUUGUACCAAGUCGACCCCAGCGGGAGUUAUUUCCCUUGGAAGGCUACUGCCAUCGGCAAAAGUGCGACGAGUGCAAAGACAUUCUUGGAGAAGAGAUACAAUGAUUCUCUGGAGUUGGAGGAUGCCAUUCAUAUUGCGCUGCUGACACUGAAAGAGACCAUUGAAGGAGAAAUGAACGGCGAUACCGUCGAAAUCGGAAUCGUGGGCGAACCGGCUGACCACUUACUCGGGUAUGAGGGCGUCGAAGGAGCUGUUGGUCCCAGGUUUCGAAAAUUGAGCAAGGAAGAAAUCGAAGACUACCUGACGAACCUGUGA
This is a messenger RNA of Capronia coronata CBS 617.96, 840 nucleotides long. Its product is annotated as proteasome subunit alpha type-2. Gene Ontology annotation, cellular component: proteasome core complex; proteasome core complex, alpha-subunit complex. NCBI's taxonomy places the organism in Eukaryota, Fungi, Ascomycota, Eurotiomycetes, Chaetothyriales, Herpotrichiellaceae. The transcript is spliced from 5 exons. The record is from RefSeq and is a predicted model, not a curated record. Bases 1 to 840 code for a protein of 279 amino acids. Gene Ontology annotation, biological process: ubiquitin-dependent protein catabolic process.